GAACGGAACCUCCUUUUUUUUUUUCUAACGCUGCUCAGGUUCUUUUCCUUUUUGCACCAAUCCUUUCUUCUUCCCCUCCUUAAAAAAAAAACAUCCACUCCCCCUCAGCUGUCCCCACCCCAGAUUCCCGAGCAAUUUUCCCCAAUCCCAAACACUUAAUUGAGCAAUUGGGUUUCCUCACGUGUCGGCUGAUUUGUAGUUUGAACACGUGGCUCAUUCAAAAAAACCGAAUAGAAGCGGAAUUUUUUUUUUCCUCCCCUUCUUCUUCUUCGUCGCUUCUUCUUCUUAGUGUAGUCGACCCAGAGGCGGGUGCCUGCCUUUGCGUGUGUGUGUGACAUUGUCCGUCUCUUCGGAGGAAGACACAAAGUAGUUUCUCCUCCUUUUUCCCUUCCCUACCCGGCUCAUCGUCGUUUGGAAGAGCGUGCAAGAUUAAUAAUUAAGCGUUUAUUUAUUGCGCGGUGAAAGAGGCAGAGAGAGGGGCGAGGGAGCGCGAAGCCACUACGAGGCUGCCAGUUUAAAUCUAUCUGUCCACUCCGUAGUGCACGAGAGGGUAUUUCUUUUUCCUUUUUUUGUUUUGUUUUGGGGCUUCUCUAAACGCCACACAUCCGCCGUCGGAGCUGUUUGGUGGUUCUUUUUUUUGUUUUUUUGUUUUUGUUGUUGAUUGUGAACAUGAAUAAGCUAUAUAUUGGCAACGUGAGCGCCGAGGCCAGCGAGGAGGACUUCGAAACUAUCUUUGAGACGUGGAACAUUCCCCACAGUGGUCCCUUUCUGGUCAAAAGCGGCUAUGCCUUCGUGGACUGCCCCGAUGAGAAGACUGCAAUGAAGGCAAUCGAUGUUCUUUCAGGUAAAGUUGAACUCCAUGGGAAACUUCUCGAUGUGGAACACUCUGUGCCAAAACGUCAAAGGAGCUGUAAACUGCAGAUCAGGAAUAUCCCGCCUGACAUGCGGUGGGAGGUCUUGGAUGGGGUACUGGCCCAGUAUGGUGCUGUAGAAUGCUGUGAACAAGUCAACACUGACACCGAGACUGCAGUUGUCAAUGUUCGAUACGCAGCCAAGGACCAGGCCAGGCAGGCCAUUGAGAAGCUCAACGGCUCCAUGAUGGAGAACUGCGCUUUGAAGGUGUCUUACAUCCCAGACGAGACGGCCGCACCGGAGGGUCCUCCCACGGGAGGUCGGAGAGGCUUCAACGCUCGCGGGCCGCCGCGGUCGGGCUCGCCGAGUCUCGGCGCCCGGCCCAAAGUGCAGUCGGACAUCCCGCUGCGCAUGCUGGUCCCCACGCAGUUCGUCGGGGCCAUCAUCGGCAAGGAAGGCGCCACCAUCCGGAACGUCACCAAACAGACGCACUCAAAGAUUGACAUUCACAGGAAAGAGAACGCGGGUGCGGCAGAGAAGCCCAUCACCAUUCACUCCACAGCGGAAGGUUGUUCCAACGCCUGCAGAACCCUGAUGGAGAUCAUGCAGAAGGAAGCACUCGACACAAAGUUUACUGAGGAGAUCCCACUGAAGGUUCUAGUGCACAACACCUUUGUGGGAAGAUUAAUCGGGAAGGAGGGACGAAACUUGAAGAAAAUCGAGCAGGAUACGGGGACCAAAAUCACAAUCUCGCCUCUGCAGGACCUGACCCUGUACAAUCCGGAGCGGACCAUCACCGUGAAGGGCACCAUCGAGGCGUGCGCCAGAGCAGAGGAGGAAGUCAUGAAGAAGAUCAGAGAGUCGUACGAGAGUGACAUGGCCGCCAUGAACCUCCAGUCCAACCUGAUUCCGGGCUUAAACUUGAAUGCUCUGGGAUUGUUCCCCAGCGGCGCCCCUGGCAUGGGUCCAUCCAUGUCCCACAUCCCUCCUCCCGGAGCCGGCGGCUCGGCGUUUGGAUGGAGUCCUUAUGGGGGCGAGGGUCCAUUUUGGGCUUCUAUGAUGUCGGCGAGCAGCCAGCCCCUCGCCGGACACCCGGAAUCUGAGACGGUCCACCUGUUCAUCCCCGCGCUUGCCGUGGGAGCCAUCAUUGGAAAACAGGGUCAACACAUCAAGCAGCUGUCGCAUUUUGCCGGAGCCUCCAUCAAAAUCGCCCCCGCGGAAGGCAUGGAUCCCAAACAGAGGAUGGUCAUUAUUGUGGGACCGCCAGAGGCUCAGUUUAAGGCUCAGUGUCGCAUCUUUGGCAAGCUGAAGGAGGAGAACUUCUUUGGACCAAAGGAAGAGGUGAAGCUAGAGGCCCACAUCAAGGUCCCUUCCUUUGCCGCCGGACGCGUCAUCGGAAAAGGUGGAAAAACGGUAAACGAGUUACAGAACCUGACUUGCGCUGAGGUGGUGGUCCCACGGGACCAGACUCCCGACGAGAACGACCAGGUCAUCGUCAAAAUCAGCGGACACUUCUUUGCAUGUCAGCUGGCCCAAAGGAAGAUUCAGGAGAUCUUGGCUCAGGUGAGAAGACAGCAGCAGCCCAAGCCGGCGCCCGGCGCUCAGCCGCCGCUGCCCCGCAGGAAGUAACGUGCCGGCGUGCCCCGGAGGGAAAAACGGUGACUGAAGCUGCCCGAGUUGGCUGGACGGGUGCGACGGAGUCCAGGGGUUGGACGACGAGGUGUUACCAACGCUCAUCUCAGGGGUCAAAGGUUAUUUUAGAAGCCUACCAAAACAUCCAGCCCCUCCACGCCUCACUUGAACGUUCAAGUGUGGCUUAGAGAACCCCCCCCCCCCCCACUUCCUCCUCCUCCUACUCCUCUUCGCUAAACCUCCACCAACCUCACCUCUCUGCAUCACUGUAGGACUGUAUCGGAGGGCUCCCAUCGACGUCAUCUUGCCCUCGCGUGUACGUACCCCUCGACCGCUCUCCUCCCUCAAGGGCGUGUCUAUCUCUUUUUUUUUCCUCCCCCCCUCCUCCCCCAUUUUUUAUUUUUUUGCAACACGAAGAAAUGAGGAUCCCCCUCCUAUCACCUCUUUGGUGUGGUACCUCGAACCCGACAAAGAUGUUUUGGUUGACUUCAGAUUUGGUUGAUACUUUUCAGUGUUUAAUUGGUUAAUGAAGCUUUCUCAUGAGUUGAAAGGAAGAAAAAAAAAAGGCAUUGCUCUCACGGUCCUAGUGGGACCGCCAGAGGUUUAUUUUGGGGGGAGAGUUGGCUCAAAUUGGUAGGGCCGCGUUUAGGGGAAAGAUUGUUUGAGGCCAGGACCCCUGAAGGGGUGGAUUAUAAACUGGGUGUCCUGCCCGGCGAAUAAAAGUGGCAUUUUAUAAAUUCGGAUGCAUUUUAUAGAUAGUGCUAAAUAAAUAGAUGAAUAUAUAUAAAUAUAUACAUCCAAUAUAUAUAUAUAUAUCUAUAUAUAUAUUUAGAGGUGAGGGCAGCGCCGUGACUGACACUUUGGGGAAUGGUGCUGAAAUGCUGCUGCCCAGUUAAACCAAUUUAAUAUGCAUUUUACUUAACUACCUCAGGAUCUAGUACCUCAGAAGAGAAAAAAACAAAUGAUUAUAUAUAACUAUAUAAGAAAAAAAAAUGUUCCUUUCUUUUUUUUUUAUUUUGCUUUUGUGGUAUUUUGUAUACUUUAUAAAGCUGAUAGUCUUUGAACAUUUUUAUUUUUUUAAGAAAAAAAUUUAAAAUUUUGGUCGGCUGCCAACUGACCCUUGCCUUCAACUCUAGUGCUUUAUGGUGGCAUUGUACAUGUGUGUGAGUGACUAAAGAUGACCCUGUACAUAACGUCUAUUUGUACAUAGCAGCCCCAGAGCCGGAGUUGGCACGCCUCAGCUGGCGGCUGACACCAACGAGUAUCCAGAGAGAAUCGCCUCAGUUUUUUCCCCCCUGAGGGUCCAACCAUCUCUUUUUUUUGAAGAACAUUACAAAACACCAUGCCAAUCAAUGCCAACCGUACAGUACACCAUCACAGCAAUGCCGUUUAGUUUUGCGAUUGACUUUAUCGGGAAUGGUACUUUUAAUUUGUCCAUGUACUUAGAAUUCCGUUCCGUGGUCCGGGCGGGGGUUUAGAUCGAGCAGGGUGGACUCCAAACGCGCCCCAACCCGACCAGCUUAGCAAAUCAAGCCUACGUUAACGUCGAUCACUGCAUGGUGAGGGUAGGGGGAGUCGCACUGAUGGAUGCGUUUUUUUUUUUGAGUUGCUAAAACAUGAUUUGAACGUUCUGUGACCCGCAAGUGUUUUUUGUUUUCCGUGACACAGACUGACUUUUGGAGGGAUAACGAAGUACAAAAACUCGACUCGGUUAAAAAAGAAAGAAAAAAAAAAUCGAUUUUCAUUUGUGUCUUCAUGCCGAAUGUAAAUAAUGUUGAUUGUGGUAGAAGUUGAGUGUAUCCAUGCUUCCACAGUAGAACGCCGUCUACCUCAGCUAAAGGGGGCGGGGUGGGGGCGGCUGUUGUGCCAUUUAAGCGUGCUCCCCGCCCCUCCCUGCCCCCAACUGAGCGCCAGCGCGCACGUAUACCUCAGACCACCACCCUCCCCUUCCACAACACUUUUUUGUUUCCACACGGGCGCGCCAUACCUAACAUCUCGCUUAACUGAGUGGCACAAGUGAUACUUAAAAAGACCCCCCCCCCCCAAACCUCCACGCCCCCUUUUUUCUCUCCGCAGUUUGUUUUGAUCUACCUCUUUAGACAAGUAUUUGAAGUAGAGGCAUUCUAUUUGUUAGAAUUUAAUCGCUCUCCCUCCCUCGCAUAUGAAUGAAAACAUAAACUAAAAAAAAAACAUGUACUCUUUAGAAUUGAGAAAAUUUAUCGAAAGUGAUCAAAAAAAAAUAUUUUCAGUAUUUAUAUGUACUCUUUUUUUGGCUUAAUUGAACUCCUCCGACCAUCACCAUGUCUUUCUGCUUUCUCUUUUUGGUGGUGUGGCUUCCUUGUAUUUGAACUUUUUGCUUUUUUUUUUUUUUUUUUUGUGAAAAAAGGAAAGGUCAAAUCACCAGUUUUGAUUGUGCUUUCAAUAGUUGAUGAGGAAAUGCAGUUUUGCUUUUUAAAGGGCCUGCCUUUUUUUUCUUAAAUUGUAAGUCUACAAAAUAGAUACAAGUGCUGUCUUGUUUCCUUUGUCUUUCACAAAUGCUACUCAAUUGCUGAUAUUAUUAUUUUUUUUUUCUUGGUAGCCAUUUUCUUCUGUUAGCAUUUCUUGGCUGUGUAACAUUCUCUUAUGGGACUGAUUUCAGGGAUCGGGGUCCUCCCCCUCCCUCUUUUUAUUUGGGAAAGAGCUCUAACUACAGCAUGAAAAUCCCUUUUCCCACCUCCCCCCAUCUGCAAACAUGCUUGUGCCCCAUCACCUCCCACUCACACAGUUCCACUUGUCAAAUGCCUCUGAAUAAAGGACAAAAAAAA
Molecule: messenger RNA, 5288 nt
Organism: Syngnathus acus (greater pipefish)
Lineage: Eukaryota; Metazoa; Chordata; Actinopteri; Syngnathiformes; Syngnathidae
Gene: igf2bp3
Product: insulin-like growth factor 2 mRNA binding protein 3
Exons: 16
Coding region: 670-2481 (603 amino acids)
Biological process (GO): nervous system development; regulation of gene expression
Cellular component (GO): cytoplasm; cytosol; nucleus
Molecular function (GO): mRNA 3'-UTR binding
Source: RefSeq, a predicted model, not a curated record